Salarias fasciatus (jewelled blenny) is the source of this 5644-nucleotide messenger RNA. It is a transcript of the gene erbb2, whose product is annotated as erb-b2 receptor tyrosine kinase 2. The record is from RefSeq and is a predicted model, not a curated record. Gene Ontology annotation, cellular component: plasma membrane; signaling receptor complex; basal plasma membrane. Gene Ontology annotation, biological process: positive regulation of MAPK cascade; negative regulation of apoptotic process; protein phosphorylation. Gene Ontology annotation, molecular function: ATP binding; transmembrane receptor protein tyrosine kinase activity. Lineage: Eukaryota; Metazoa; Chordata; Actinopteri; Blenniiformes; Blenniidae. Bases 207 to 4112 code for a protein of 1301 amino acids. The transcript is spliced from 27 exons.
CGCGCGGCUGCGGGCUGACGGGAGGAAGUUGGAGCCGCCGCCGAGAUUGGGGAAACGAACUACAAGUCCCCCCCCCCCCUCCACCGGCCCUCCCCGCGCUGAAAAAACAGACGGAAAGUACGGGAGCGGGGAGCCUCGGAGAGCCGUCACCGGGAGCGGAGAGAGCUGGCGGGGGAGUAUGGACUAGAGGAGCGGGCUCUCGGCAGAUGGAGGCGGUCAGAAGUUUGCUGCUUGUCGGGGCCGCGCUGCUCGGAGCGACGGGCGCGCUGGGCAGAGAAGUCUGCCUGGGUACGGACAUGAAGCUGGCCCUCCCCUCCAGCCUGGAAAAUCACUACGAGACCCUGAGGCUGCUCUACACCGGCUGCCAGGUCGUCCACGGCAACCUGGAGAUCACGCAUCUCCAUGGAGACCCCGAUCUCUCCUUCCUCCAGGGCAUCGUGGAGGUGCAGGGCUACGUGCUUGUCGCUCACGUCUCAGUCAGCCUGGUACCGUUGGAUAACCUGCGGAUCAUAAGAGGCAGCCAGCUGUACAACUCCAGCUACGCGCUGGCCGUGCUGGACAACGCUCAGGACGGGCGGGGGCUCCGGACGCUUCGCCUCCGCAGCCUCACAGAAAUCCUCCUGGGAGCGGUGUAUAUUUGGGGAAACCCGCACUUGUGUUUCCCGGACCCCCAGAGCAUCAACUGGAGAGACACCCUGGACGAGCAGAACAGCCACGACAAGCUGCACCGGCUGCAGCGCCGGGUCGCCAACUGUCCGAACUGUGCGUCGCAGUGUGGAAAUCGCUGCUGGGGAGAGACGGCUCAGGACUGCCAGACCCUGACCCGGACCAACUGCGCGUCCGGCUGCCAGCGCUGUAAAGGCCCGUCGCCCAACGACUGCUGCCACAGUCAGUGCGCCGCAGGAUGCACGGGACCCAAAGACUCCGACUGUCUGGCGUGUCGCCACUUCCACGACAGCGGCGUGUGCAAGGAGGGCUGUCCGCCGCCGACCAUCUACGACCCCAUCACCUUCCAGACCAAACCCAACCCUAACAAAAAGUUCAAAUUCGGAGCCACCUGCGUCAAAACAUGCCCCUAUAACUAUCUGGCCAUGGAAGUGGCUUGUACUUUGGUUUGUCCCCGAGCCAACCAGGAAGUUAUCCUGACUCAGCCCGACGGACUCGAGACGCAGAAGUGUGAAAAAUGUGAAGGAGACUGUCCCAAAGUGUGUUAUGGUCUGGGCAUGGACAACCUCGGUGUGAUGGACAAUCACGGCAUCACCAUGGUAACGUCUUCCAACGUGGAGCAGUUCAACCAGUGCAAGAAAAUCUUUGGGAGCCUGGCCUUCGUCCCUCAGAGCUUUGCACGGGAUCCUCUAACCAACACGUCAGGCUUGAGUUUAGAGCAGCUCAGAGCCUUCAAGAAGCUGGAGGAGAUCACAGGUUAUUUGUACAUCGAAGCCUGGCCUGAGGAGUGGACCGACCUCGGCGUGUUUGAAAAUCUGAAAGUCAUCCGAGGCAGGAUGCUCUACAAGGGGGUGUUUUCUUUGGCCAUCCAGAAUCUGCACAUCCAGUCUCUGGGGCUGCGCUCGCUGCGCAGCGUCAGCGGAGGCUUGGUCUUGCUGUACAACAACUCCCAGCUGUGCUACACCGCCUCCCUGCCCUGGGAGAGUGUCCUGCAUCCCACCCAGGGGCCCCAGCGCAUCGUCACGCGCAACCAGGACACGCAAGUGUGCGAGGCUGAGGGGCGUGUGUGUCACCCGCUGUGCGAGGGGGGCUGCUGGGGUCCGGGGCCCAGCCAGUGUGUGUCCUGCAAAACCUUCCAGCGCGGCACCGAGUGUGUGGAGCAGUGCGACAUCGAUCAGGGGCCCGUGCGCGAAUACGCCGAUGGAUCCACGUGUGUCGCCUGCAGCGCCGAGUGCCGGCCUCUCAACGGCUCGGCCUCCUGCCAGGGCCCGGGUGCGGAGGACUGCACGGAGUGCCGUAACUUCCAGGACGGAGAGUUCUGCGUGGACCACUGUCCGAGCGGCGUGAAGGAGGAUCAGCACACGGUGUGGAAGUACAGCAACGCGUCCGGACACUGCCUGCCCUGCAACGUCAACUGCACAGUGUCCUGCACUGUGAUGGACGAGCGAGGCUGUCCAGUAGACACUCGGACAGGGCCGGGCACGACGAUCGCGGCGGCGGUGGGUGGCGUGGUGCUGUUCUUCAUCCUGCUGGCUCUGCUGGUCUUCUACCUGCGCAGACAGAAGAAGCUCAAGAGGAAGGAGACGAUGAGGAGGAUCCUGCAGGAGCACGAGCUGGUGGAGCCUCUAACUCCGAGCGGCGCGUCGCCCAAUCAGGCGCAGAUGCGCAUCCUGAAAGAGACCGAGUUGAAGAAGCUGCGGGUGCUGGGCGCCGGGGCGUUCGGCACUGUUUACAAAGGGGUUUGGGCCCCAGAUGGGGAGAAUGUGAAGAUACCAGUGGCCAUCAAGGUGUUGCGAGAGAAUACCUCACCGAAAGCCAACAAAGAAAUCCUUGAUGAAGCCUAUGUGAUGGCGGGUGUUGCCAGCCCGUACGUCUGCCGCCUGCUGGGAAUCUGCCUGACCUCCACGGUGCAGCUGGUCACUCAGCUGAUGCCGUACGGCUGCCUCCUCGACUACGUCCGGGAGAACAAGGACCGCAUUGGUUCUCAGUACCUCCUGAACUGGUGUGUCCAGAUCGCCAAGGGUAUGAGUUAUCUGGAGGAAGUCCGGUUGGUGCACAGAGAUCUGGCCGCCCGCAACGUUCUGGUGAAGAAUCCGAACCACGUGAAAAUCACCGACUUUGGUUUGGCUCGUCUGCUCGACAUCGACGAGACGGAGUAUCACGCUGACGGGGGGAAGGUGCCCAUUAAGUGGAUGGCUCUGGAGUCCAUUCUCCACAGAAGGUUCACUCAUCAGAGCGACGUCUGGAGCUACGGAGUGACGGUCUGGGAACUGAUGACGUUUGGAUCCAAACCCUACGACACGAUCCCGGCCAGGGAAAUCCCCGAGGUUCUGGAGGGAGGAGAGCGACUGCCGCAGCCCCUCAUCUGCACCAUCGACGUCUACAUGAUCAUGGUCAAAUGUUGGAUGAUCGAUCCGGACAGCAGGCCCAAGUUCAAAGAUCUGGUCAGUGAUUUUAGCGCCAUGGCCAGAGAUCCGCCUCGUUACGUCGUCAUUCAGAACGACGAGCAGAUGAGCAUGUGCAGCCCGGUGGACAGCCACUUCUACAGGAUGCUCCUGGAAGAGGGGGACAACGUCGGGGAAAUGAUGGACGCUGAGGAGUACCUGGUGCCGCAGCCGAACCUCUUCCCCAGGCCCAAAGACGAGUCGCAGCCCAACGGGCCGUCCAGGCACCAGUCGUACAGGCAGAGCAGAGAUCAGGGCUUGGACGUGGAUCCGUCCGUCGCCGCUGGAGCUCGGAGCAUGUACCCCCCUCUCGGUGCCGUCGGGCGCAGCCAGUACCCCACCUUACCGCUGGGCGCCAGCGCCUCCAGCGGCCCGUGGACCCAGUACCCGACGCUGGCCCGCAGCCCCUCGGCCGGAGGGCAGUCCGACUCGGUGUUCCUGGACGGGUCUCCGGACGGCGUCUCGUUGAUCCCCGCCAGCCCCGGGCGCUACUGCAAAGACCCCACCUACCCCAACGGGAGUCAGGGGGACCUCGAGACCGAUGGUCCCAACGGCUUCCACCACCCCAAUUACCUCCAUCACUCACUGCCCAGGCCGAGGGUCAACCACAAUCACAACCACGUUUUGCCAGAGUAUGUGAACCAGGAGAUUCAGGAUCCUCGGCCCGGGGUCCCGGAGCGGCCGACCACGCUGCCCCGAAAGGGCUCCAGGGCGGACAAGCGCCUCCCCAACGGCCUGCACCCGGGCCGCAGCGUGGAGAACCCGGGGUACCUGGUCCCGGUGACCUCUGCCAGCUCCACCUCGCCAGCCUUCGACAACCCCUACUACCUGGACCUCGUGGCCAAAGCUAAAGCCGCGCCGGGGGCGGCGGCGGCGGCGGACGGCUCUGCGGGACUAGAGAGCAAUGGCGGAGUCAGCAGGCACGUGAACGGAUUUGUGACUCCCACUGCUGAGAAUCCAGAGUAUCUGGGACUCGUGGACACCUGGAGCGGCCACACCUGAGGGACGGGCAGCGGACACUCAGGACGAGUCGUGUUCUUCUGAGGGAAACGGAUGAAAGGGAAGGAGAAACGAGCCGGGCGCCUGUUUGGACCUGCUGGCAGCAUUGGCAUGUGGGACUGACGUUUCCCCUCCGUUCUCACUUGAGCGUUCACUGUUUACUGUUGUCCGUCAAAAGUCACCGUUCUCUCAGAUGUGACGUGCAAUCACUCGACAAAAUGUAGCAUUCGUCUGGCGUCUGUGGCUCUUCUUCCCCCUUCAGCGAUCUGUGACUGAGAAGCGCCAAAAAGAAGUUCAUCCCGCCAAUAGAGUCCAAAACCCAUCAUGACGUGAGAAAUGUCCAAUUACACUACUGGGUCAUGAAUACUAGUUUUUACCGAUCAUUUCCUGCAGAGUCUGUUCGGUUCUGCUGGUUUCCACAGCUCCUCCUUCACUCCCGGGCUGCAUCGGCUGCAGCGGCCCGGACAAAGACAUUACAGAACUCUCCGACAAAGUGAGCCAUGAUAUGCAUUGAAGAUGAUGUUUAGUAUUCUGGUCACUUUCUCCCGGACCUGAUGCGGGUCUCCGGCGCCCUCAAAGCCAUUCUGUUGUGGACAGAGGAGGCCCCCGGCAGCCCAUCUGGCCCGUAGACCCGCUCCCUGAAAGAAAAGGCAUCCUGUAUGGAGAAGACAGAGGCAUUGUGCUGCACUGAUGUCUGCGGCCGCUGGUGUCUGUGGCGACUCUGUGGUACGAGGAAUGGGUUAUGAGGUACCAGCCCGCUGUUCAAAGCUGCAAAAAAUACGAGAAAUAAUAUUUUUGUCUGUAAAGUAAUAAGCAGUAUGCAAAACCUUUCAGGGAUUUGUCAGAUUAUGGGGCGGAUUACGCAGAAUGCACUACAUGUUAACGUGUUAUUAAGGUUGUUUUUUUUUUUUUACUGUGCAUGAAUGCACUUCAAGCUAUUAGUUAAAUGUAUUCCAUAGGAAGUGAGAACUUUGCGUUCAUACAUGCAGGGAGUUCUCCUUUCGUUCAACCGAAGCAGCUCGGCCUCGUGUGUGUUUUUGUGUCGAAGCAAAGAAAUCCGGGAAACGAUACGAGGCUCAAAUUCCACUCGGCCAAAACACAACCGGCAUCCCAGUUAAUGAUCAACAGCAUUUUUGUGAAGGCUGUUUUUCUUCUUCUUCUUCAUGUUUACUGGCGUCGGGGCUGGGGGGAGGUGGCAAGCCCGCUCAAUGCGGCCAUUGUGGGAGCGCCGCGUUCCGAUUGGAGCGUCGAGCGGCGGUCCGCGGGGGUCUGAGAACAUUCAGCCGGCGAUCCCGAAAAGCUCUUGAAAAGUGGAGGAUUUUUCUCUCGUCUGCAGAUUGUCGUCAAUCUGCAUCUACUACUGAACUUUAAACAUUAAAAAAAAAACGAAAACCGGCCUCAGAGAAGAAGGAGCAGAAGGAUUGAGAUGUUGAGAGUCACAUUCAUGUCAGUUAUACUCUGAAAAGUCAAACCGUCUUUAAUUUUAAUGUUCUCAUACGGGUUUUUGAAGAGUUUAGUUUCAGAAUAAUAUUUCU